AUGUCAUCACCAUUGCCCAUGUCCCCUCUCCCCACGGCCUCCCCUCUCCCCACGGCCUCCCCUCUCCCCACGGCCUCCCCUCUCCCCACGGCCUCCCCUCUCCCCACGGCCUCCCCUCUCCCCACGGCCUCCCCUCUCCCCACGGCCUCCCCUCUCCCCACGGCCUCCCCUCUCCCCACGGCCUCCCCUCUCCCCACGGCCUCCCCUCUCCCCACGGCCUCCCCUCUCCCACGGCCUCCCCUCUCCCCACGGCCUCCCCUCUCCCCACGGCCUCCCCUCUCCCCACGGCCUCCCCUCUCCCCACGGCCUCCCCUCUCCCCACGGCCUCCCCUCUCCCCACGGCCUCCCCUCUCCCCACGGCCUCCCCUCUCCCCACGGCCUCCCCUCUCCCCACGGCCUCCCCUCUCCCCACGGCCUCCCCUCUCCCCACGGCCUCCCCUCUCCCCACGGCCUCCCCUCUCCCCACGGCCUCCCCUCUCCCCACAGGCCUCCCCUCUCCCACGGCCUCCCCUCUCCCCACGGCCUCCCUCUCCCCACGGCCUCCCCUCUCCCCACGGCCUCCCCUCUCCCCACGGCCUCCCCUCUCCCCACGGCCUCCCCUCUCCCCACGGCCUCCCCUCUCCCCACGGCCUCCCCUCUCCCCACGGCCUCCCCUCUCCCCACGGCCUCCCUCCCACGCUCCCUCUCCCACGGCCUCCCCUCUCCCCACGGCCUCCCCUCUCCCCACGGCCUCCCCUCUCCCCACGGCCUCCCCUCUCCCCACGGCCUCCCCUCUCCCCACGGCCUCCCCUCUCCCCACGGCCUCCCCUCUCCCACGGCCUCCCCUCUCCCCACGGCCUCCCCUCUCCCCACGGCCUCCCCUCUCCCCACGGCCUCCCCUCUCCCCACGGCCUCCCCUCUCCCCACGGCCUCCCCUCUCCCCACGGCCUCCCCUCUCCCCACGGCCUCCCCUCUCCCCACGGCCUCCCCUCUCCCCACGGCCUCCCCUCUCCCCACGGCCUCCCCUCUCCCCACGGCCUCCCCUCUCCCCACGGCCUCCCCUCUCCCACGGCCUCCCCUCUCCCCACGGCCUCCCCUCUCCCCACGGCCUCCCCUCUCCCCACGGCCUCCCCUCUCCCCACGGCCUCCCCUCUCCCCACGGCCUCCCCUCUCCCCACGGCCUCCCCUCUCCCCACGGCCUCCCCUCUCCCCACGGCCUCCCCUCAUCCCCACGGCCUCCCCUCUCCCCACGGCCUCCCCUCUCCCCCGCUCCUCUCCCACGGCCUCCCCUCUCCCCACGGCCUCCCCUCUCCCCACGGCCUCCCCUCUCCCCACGGCCUCCCCUCUCCCCACGGCCUCCCCUCUCCCCACGGCCUCCCCUCUCCCCACGGCCUCCCCUCUCCCCACGGCCUCCCCUCUCCCCACGGCCUCGCCUCUCCCCACGGCCUCCCCUCUCCCCACGGCCUCCCUCUCCCCACGGCCUCCCCUCUCCCCACGGCCUCCCCUCUCCCCACGGCCUCCCCUCUCCCACGGCCUCCCCUCUCCCCACGGCCUCCCCUCUCCCCACGGCCUCCCCUCUCCCCACGGCCUCACCCUCUCCCCACGGCCUCCCCUCUCCCCACGGCCUCCCCUCUCCCCACGGCCUCCCCUCUCCCCACGGCCUCCCCUCUCCCCACGGCCUCCCCUCUCCCCACGGCCUCCCCUCUCCCCACGGCCUCCCCUCUCCCCACGGCCUCCCCUCUCCCCACGGCCUCCCCUCUCCCCACGGCCUCCCCUCUCCCCACGGCCUCCCCUCUCCCCACGGCCUCCCCUCUCCCCACGGCCUCCCCUCUCCCCACGGCCUCCCCUCUCCCCACGGCCUCCCCUCUCCCCACGGCCUCCCCUCUCCCCACGGCCUCCCCUCUCCCCACGGCCUCCCCUCUCCCCACGGCCUCCCUCUCCCACGGCCUCCCCUCUCCCCACGGCCUCCCCUCUCCCCACUGCCUCCCCUCUCCCCACGGCCUCCCCUCUCCCCACGGCCUCCCCUCUCCCACGGCCUCCCCUCUCCCCACGGCCUCCCCUCUCCCCACGGCCUCCCCUCUCCCCACGGCCUCCCCUCUCCCCACGGCCUCCCCUCUCCCCACGGCCUCCCCUCUCCCCACGGCCUCCCCUCUCCCCACGGCCUCCCCUCUCCCCACGGCCUCCCCUCUCCCCACGGCCUCCCCUCUCCCCACGGCCUCCCCUCUCCCCACGGCCUCCCCUCUCCCCACGGCCUCCCCUCUCCCCACGGCCUCCCCUCUCCCCACGGCCUCCCCUCUCCCCACGGCCUCCCCUCUCCCCACGGCCUCCCCUCUCCCCACGGCCUCCCCUCUCCCAACGGCCUCCCCUCUCCCCACGGCCUCCCCUCUCCCCACGGCCUCCCCUCUCCCCACGGCCUCCCCCUCUCCCCACGGCCUCCCUCUCCCCACGGCCUCCCUCUCCCCACGGCCUCCCCUCUCCCCACGGCUCCCUCUCCCACGCCUCCCUCUCCCCACGGCCUCCCUCUUCCCCACGGCCUCCCCUCUCCCCACGGCCUCCCCUCUCCCCACGGCCUCCCCUCUCCCCACGGCCUCCCCUCUCCCCACGGCCUCCCCUCUCCCCACGGCCUCCCCUCUCCCCACGGCCUCCCCUCUCCCCACGGCCUCCCCUCUCCCACGGCCUCCCCUCUCCCCACGGCCUCCCCUCUCCCCACGGCCUCCCCUCUCCCCACGGCCUCCCCUCUCCCCACGGCCUCCCCUCUCCCCACGGCCUCCCCUCUCCCCACGGCCUCCCCUCUCCCCACGCCUCCCCUCUCCCCACGGCCUCCCCUCUCCCCACGGCCUCCCCUCUCCCCACGGCCUCCCCUCUCCCCACGGCCUCCCCUCUCCCCACGGCCUCCCCUCUCCCCACGGCCUCCCCUCUCCCCACGGCCUCCCCUCUCCCCACGGCCCGCCCCCUCCCCCCCCCCCUCCCUCUCCCCACGGCCUCCCCUCUCCCCAACGGCCUCCCAUCUCCCCCACGGCCUCCCCUCUCCCCACGGCCUCCCCCUCCUCCCCACGGCCCUCCCCUCAUCCCCACGGCCUCCCCUCCUCCCCACGGCCUCCCCUCUCCCCACGGCCUCCCCUCUCCCCACGGCCUCCCCUCUCCCCACGGCCUCCCCUCUCCCACGCGGCCUCCUCCUCUCCCCACGGCCUCCCCGCCUCCCCACGGCCUCCCCUCUCCCCACGGCCUCCCCUCUCCCCACGGCCUCCCCUCUCCCCACGGCCUCCCCUCUCCCACGGCCUCCCCUCUCCCCACGGCCUCCCCCUCUCCCCCCGGCCUCCCCUCAGUCCCCACGGCCUCCCCUCUCCCCACGGCCUCCCCUCUCCCCACGGCCUCCCCUCUCCCCACGGCCUCCCCUCUCCCCACGGCCUCCCCUCUCCCCACGGCCAUCCCCUCUCCCCACGGCCUCCCCUCUCCCCACGGCCUCCCCUCUCCCCACGGCCUCCCCUCUCCCCACGGCCUCCCCUCUCCCCACGGCCUCCCCUCCCCUCUCCCACGGCCUCCCCUCUCCCCACGGCCUCCCCUCUCCCCACGGCCUCCCCUCUCCCCACGGCCUCCCCUCUCCCCACGGCCUCCCCUCUCCCCACGGCCUCCCCUCUCCCCACGGCCCCACGGCCCUCCCCUCUCCCACGGCCUCCCCUCUCCCCACGGCCUCCCCUCUCCCCACGGCCUCCCCUCUCCCCACGGCCUCCCCUCUCCCCACGGCCUCCCCUCUCCCCACGGCCUCCCCUCUCCCCACGGCCUCCCCUCUCCCCACGGCCUCCCCUCUCCCCACGGCCUCCCCUCUCCCCACGGCCUCCCCUCUCCCCACGGCCUCCCCUCUCCCCACGGCCUCCCCUCUCCCCACGGCCUCCCCUCUCCCCACGGCCUCCCCUCUCCCCACGGCCUCCCCUCUCCCCACGGCCUCCCCUCUCCCCACGGCCUCCCCUCUCCCCACGGCCUCCCCUCUCCCACGGCCUCCCCUCUCCCCACGGCCUCCCUCUCCCACGGCCUCCCCUCUCCCCACGGCCUCCCCUCUCCCCACGGCCUCCCCUCUCCCCACGGCCUCCCCUCUCCCCACGGCCUCCCCUCUCCCCACGGCCUCCCCUCUCCCCACGGCCUCCCCUCUCCCCACGGCCUCCCCUCUCCCCACGGCCUCCCCUCUCCCCACGGCCUCCCCUCUCCCCACGGCCUCCCCUCUCCCCACGGCCUCCCCUCUCCCCACGGCCUCCCCUCUCCCCACGGCCUCCCCUCUCCCCACGGCCUCCCCUCUCCCCACGGCCUCCCCUCUCCCACGGCCUCCCCUCUCCCACGGCCUCCCCCUCUCCCCACGGCCUCCCCUCUCCCCACGGCCUCCCCUCUCCCCACGGCCUCCCCUCUCCCCACUGCCUCCCCUCUCCCCACGGCCUCCCCUCUCCCCACGGCCUCCCCUCUCCCCACGGCCUCCCCUCUCCCACGGCCUCCCCUCCCACGGCCUCCCUCUCCCCACGGCCUCCCUCUCCCCACGCCUCCCCUCUCCCCACGGGCCUCCCCUCUCCCCACGGCCUCCCCUCUCCCCACGGCCUCCCCUCUCCCCACGGCCUCCCCUCUCCCACGGCCUCCCCUCUCCCCACGGCCUCCCCUCUCCCCACGGCCUCCCCUCUCCCCACGGCCUCCCCUCUCCCCACGGCCUCCCCUCUCCCCACGGCCUCCCCUCUCCCCACGGCUCCCCUCUCCCCACGGCCCUCCCCUCUCCCCACGGCCUCCCCUCUCCCCACGGCCUCCCCUCUCCCCACGGCCUCCCUCUCCCACGGCCUCCCCUCUCACCCACGGCCUCCCCUCUCCCCACGGCCUCCCCUCUCCGCCACGGCCUCCCCUCUCCCCACGGCCUCCCCUCUCCCCACGGCCUCCCCUCUCCCCACGGCCUACCCCUCUCCCCACGGCCUCCCCUCUUCCCCACGCCCUCCCCUCUCCCACGGCCUCCCCUCUCCCCACGGCCUCCCCUCUCCCCACGGGCCUCCCUCUCCCCACGGCCUCCCCUCUCCCCACGGCCUCCCCUCUCCCCACGGCCUCCCCUCUCCCCACGGCCUCCCUCUCCCCACGGCCUCCCCUCUCCCCACGGCCUCCCCUCUCCUCCCACGGCCUCCCCUCUCCCACGGCCUCCCCUCUCCCCACGGCCUCCCCUCUCCCCACGGCCUCCCCUCUCCCCACGGCCUCCCCUCUCCCCACGGCCUCCCCUCUCCCCACGGCCUCCCCUCUCCCCACGGCCUCCCCUCUCCCCACGGCCUCCCCUCUCCCCACGGCCUCCCCUCUCCCCACGGCCUCCCCUCAGUCCCCACGGCCUCCCCUCUCCCCACGGCCUCCCCUCUCCCACGGCCGCCCCUCUCCGCGGCGUCCCACGGCCUCUCCCUCUCCACGGCCUCCCUCUCCCCACGGCCUCCCCUCUCCCACGGCCUCCCCUCUCCCCACGGCCUCCCCUCUCCCCACGCCUCCCCUCUCCCCACGGCCUCCCCUCUCCCCACGGCCUCCCUCUCCCACGGCCUCCCUCUCCCCACGGACUCCCCUCUCCCCACGGCCUCCCCUCUCCCCACGGCCCUCCCCUCUCCCCACGGCCUCCCCUCUCCCCACGGCCUCCCCUCUCCCCACGGCUCCCCUCUCCCCACGGCCUCCCCCUCUCCCACGGCCUCCCCUCUCCCCACGGCCUCCCCUCUCCCACGGCCUCCCUCUCCCCACGGCUCCCCUCUCCCACGCCUCCCCUCUCCCCACGGCCUCCCCUCUCCCCACGGCCUCCCCUCUCCCCACGGCACUCGCCCUCUCCCCACGGCCUCCCCUCUCCCCACGGCCUCCCCUCUCCCCACAGGCCUCCCCUCUCCCCACGGCCUCGCCCCUCUCCCCCACGGCCUCCCCUCUCCCCACGGCCUCCUCCACCCCCUCUCCCCACGGCCUCCCCUCUCCCCACGGCCUCCCCUCUCCCCACGGCCUCCCCUCUCCCCACGGCCUCCCCUCUCCCCACGGCCUCCCCUCUCCCCACGGCCUCCCCUCGUCCCACGGCCUCCCCUCUCCCCACGGCCUCCCCUCUCCCCACGGCCUCCCCUCUCCCCACAGGCCUCCCCUCUCCCCACGGCCUCCCCUCUCCCCACGGCCUCCCCUCUCCCCACGGCCUCCCCUCUCCCCACGGCCUCCCCUCUCCCCACGGCCUCCCCUCUCCCCACGGCCUCCCCUCUCCCCACGGCCUCCCCUCUCCCCACGGCCUCCCCUCUCCCCACGGCCUCCCCUCUCCCCACGGCCUCCCUCUCCCACGGCCUCCCCUCUCCCCACGGCCUCCCCUCUCCCCACGGCCUCCCCUCUCCCCACGGCCUCCCCUCUCCCCACGGCCUCCCCUCUCCCCACGGCCUCCCCUCUCCCCACGGCCUUCCCCUCUCCCCACGGCCUCCCCUCUCCCCACGGCCUCCCCUCUCCCCACGGCCUCCCCCUCUCCCCACGCCUCCCCUCUCCCCACGGCCUCCCCUCUCCCCACGGCCCUCCCCUCUCCCCACGGCCUCCCCUCUCCCCACGGCCUCCCUCUCCCCACGGCCUCCCUCUCCCACGGCCUCCCCUCUCCCCACGGCCUCCCCUCUCCCCACGGCCUCCCCUCUCCCCACGGCCUCCCCUCUCCCCACGGCCUCCCCUCUCCCCACGGCCUCCCCUCUCCCCACGGCCUCCCCUCGUCCCCACGGCCUCCCCUCUCCCCACGGCCUCCCCUCUCCCCCACGGCCUCCCCUCUCCCCACGGCCUCCCCUCUCCCCACGGCCUCCCUCUCCCCACGGCCUCCCCUCUCCCCACGGCCUCCCCUCUCCCCACGGCCUCCCCUCUCCCCACGGCCUCCCCUCUCCCCACGGGCCUCCCUCUCCCCACGGCCUCCCCUCUCCCCACGGCCUCCCCCUCUCCCCACGGCCUCCCCCUCUCCCCACGGCCUCCCCCUCUCCCCACGGCCUCCCCUCUCCCCACGGCCUCCCCUCUCCCCACCGGCCUCCCCCUCUCUCCCCACGGCCUCCCCUCUCCCCACGGCCUCCCCUCUCCCCACGGCCUCCCCUCUCUCCCCACGGCCUCCCCUCUCCCCACGGCCUCCCCUCUCCCCACGGCCUCCCCUCUCCCACGGCCUCCCCUCUCCCCACGGCCUCCCCUCUCCCCACUGCCUCCCUCUCCCCACGGCCUCCCUCUCCCCACGGCCUCCCCUCUCCCCACGGCCUCCCUCUCCCCACGGCCUCCCCUCUCCCACGGCCUCCCCUCUCCCCACGGCCUCCCCUCUCCCCACGGCCUCCCCUCUCCCCACGGCCUCCCCUCUCCCACGGCCUCCCCUCUCCCCACGGCCUCCCCUCUCCCCACGGCCUCCCCUCUCCCCACGGCCUCCCCUCUCCCCACGGCCUCCCCUCUCCCCACGGCCUCCCCUCUCCCCACGGCCUCCCCUCUCCCCACGGCCUCCCCUCUCCCCACGGCCUCCCCUCUCCCCACGGCCUCCCCUCUCCCACGGCCUCCCCUCUCCCACGGCCUCCCCUCUCCCCACGGCCUCCCCUCUCCCCACGGCCUCCCCUCUCCCCACGGCCUCCCCUCUCCCCACGGCCUCCCCUCUCCCCACGGCCUCCCCUCUCCCCACGGCCUCCCCUCUCCCCACGGCCUCCCCUCUCCCCACGGCCUCCCCUCUCCCCACGGCCUCCCCUCUCCCCACGGCCUCCCCUCUCCCCACGGCCUCCCUCUCCCCACGGCCUCCCCUCUCCCCACGGCCUCCCCUCUCCCCACGGCCUCCCCUCUCCCCACGGCCUCCCCAUCUCCCCACGGCCUCCCCUCUCCCCACGGCCCUCCCUCUCCCCACGGCCUCCCCUCUCCCCACGGCCUCCCCUCUCCCCACGGCCUCCCCUCUCCCCACGGCCUCCCCUCUCCCCACGGCCUCCCCUCUCCCCCACGGCCUCCACCUCCUCCCCACGGCCUCCCCUCUCCCCACGGCCUCCCCUCUUCCCCACGGCCUCCCCUCUCCCCACGGCCUCCCCUCUCCCCACGGCCUCCCCUCUCCCCACAGCCUCCCCUCUCCCCACGGCCUCCCCUCUCCCCACGGCCUCCCCUCUCCCCACGGCCUCCCCUCUCCCACGGCCUCCCCUCUCCCCUCUCCCCACGGCCUCCCCUCUCCCCACGGCCUCCCCUCUCCCCACGGCCUCCCCUCUCCCCACGGCCUCCCCUCUCCCCACGGCCUCCCUCUCCCACGGCCUCCCCUCUCCCCACGGCCUCCCCUCCUCCCCACGGCCUCCCCUCUCCCCACGGCCUCCCCUCUCCCACGGCCUCCCCUCUCCCCACGGCCUCCCCUCUCCCCACGGCCUCCCCUCUCCCCACGGCCUCCCUCUCCCCACGGCCUCCCCUCUCCCCACGGCCUCCCCUCUCCCCACGGCCUCCCCUCUCCCCACGCCUCCCCUCUCCCCACGGCCUCCCCUCUCCCCACGGCCUCCCCUCUCCCCACGGCCUCCCCUCUCCCCACGGCCUCCCCUCUCCCCCACGGCCUCCCCUCUCCCCACGGCCUCCCCUCUCCCCACGGCCUCCCCUCUCCCACGGCCUCCCCUCUCCCACGGCCUCCCCUCUCCCCACGGCCUCCCCUCUCCCCACGGCCUCCCUCUCCCCACGGCCUCCCCUCUCCCCACGGCCUCCCCUCUCCCCACGGCCUCCCCUCUCCCCACGGCCUCCCCUCUACCACGGCCUCCCCUCUCCCCACGGCCUCCCCUCUCCCCACGGGCCUCCCCUCUCCCCACGGCCUCCCCUCUCCCCACGGCCUCCCCUCAUCCCCACGGCCUCCCCUCUCCCCACGGCCUCCCCUCUCCCCACGGCCUCCCCUCUCCCACGGCCCUCCCCUCUCCCCACGGCCUCCCCUCUCCCCACGGCCUCCCCUCUCCCCACGGCCUCCCCUCUCCCCACGGCCUCCCCUCUCCCCACGGCCUCCCCUCUCCCACGGCCUCCCCUCUCCCCACGGCCUCCCUCUCCCCACGGCCUCCCCUCUCCCCACGGCCUCCCCUCUCCCACGGCCUCCCUCUCCCACGGCCUCCCCCUCUCCCCACGGCCUCCCCUCUCCCCACGGCCUCCCCUCUCCCACGGCCUCCCCUCUCCCCACGGCCUCCCCUCUCUCUCCCCACGGCCUCCCCCUCUCCCCACGGCCUCCCCUCUCCCCACGGCCUCCCCUCUCCCCACGGCCUCCCCUCUCCCCACGGCCUCCCCUCUCCCCACGGCCUCCCCUCUCCCCACGGCCUCCCCUCUCCCCACGGCCUCCCCUCUCCCACGGCCUCCCCUCUCCCACGGCCUCCCCUCUCCCCACGGCCUCCCCUCUCCCCACGGCCCUCCCCUCUCCCCACGGCCUCCCCUCUCCCCACGGCCUCCCCUCUCCCCACGGCCUCCCCUCUCCCCACGGCCUCCCCUCUUCCCCACGGCCUCCCAUCUCCCCACGGCCUCCCCUCUCCCCACGGCCUCCCCUCUCCCCACGGCCUCCCCUCUCCCCACGGCCUCCCCUCUCCCCACGCGCCUCCCCUCUCCCCACGGCCUCCCCUCUCCCCACGGCCUCCCCUCUCCCCACGGCCUCCCCUCUCCCCACGGGCCUCCCCUCUCCCCACGCCUCCCCUCUCCCCACGGCCUCCCUCCUCCCCACGGCCUCCCCUCUCCCCACGGCCUCCCCCUCUCCCCACGGCCUCCCUCUCCCCACUGCCGUCCCCUCUCCCCACGGCCUCACCCUCUCCCCACGGCCUCCCCUCUCCCCACGGCUCCCCUCUCCCCACGGCCCUCCCCCUCUCCCCACGGCCUCCCCUCUCCCACGGCCUCCCCUCUCCCCACGGCCUCCCCUCUCCCCACGGCCUCCCUCUCCCCACGCCUCCCCUCUCCCACGGCCUCCCCUCUCCCACGGCCUCCCCUCUCCCCACGGCCUCCCCUCUCCCACGGCCUCCCCUCUCCCCACGGCCUCCCCUCUCCCCACGGCCUCCCCUCUCCCCACGGCCUCCCCUCUCCCCACGGCCUCCCCUCUCCCCACGGCCUCCCCUCUCCCCCGGCCUCCCUCUCCCCAACGGCCUCCCCUCUCCCCACGGCCUCCCCUCUCCCCACGGCCUCCCUCUCCCCACGGCCUCCCCUCUCCCCCACGGCCUCCCCUCUCCCCACGGCCUCCCCUCUCCCCACGGCCUCCCCUCUCCCCACGCCUCCCCUCUCCCCACGGCCUCCCCUCUCCCAACGGCCUCCCCUCUCCCCACGGCCUCCCCCUCUCCCCACGGCCUCCCCUCUCCCCACGGCCUCCCCUCUCCCCACGGCCUCACCCUCUCCCCACGGCCUCCCCUCUCCCCACGGCCUCCCCUCUCCCCACGGCCUCCCCUCUCCCCACGGCCUCCCCUCUUCCCCACGGCCUCCCCUCUCCCCACGGCCUCCCCUCCCCCACGGCCUCCCCUCUCCCCACGGCCUCCCCUCUCCCCACGGCCUCCCUCUCCCCACGGCCUCCCCUCUCCCCACGGCCUCCCCUCUCCCCACGGCCUCCCCUCUCCCCACGGCCUCCCCUCUCCCCACGGCCUCCCCUCUCCCCACGGCCUCCCCCUCUCCCCACGGCCUCCCCUCUCCCCCACGGCCUCCCCUCUCCCCACGGCCUCCCCUCUCCCCACGGCCUCCCCUCUCCCCACGGCCUCCCCUCUCCCCACGGCCUCCCCUCUCCCCACGGCCUCCCCUCUCCCCACGGCCUCCCCUCUCCCCACGGCCUCCCCUCUCCCCACGGCCUCCCCCUCUCCCCACGGCCUCCCCUCUCCCCACGGCCUCCCCUCUCCCCACGGCCUCCCCUCUCCCCACGGCCCCUCCCUCUCCCCACGGCCUCCCCUCUCCCCACGGCCUCCCCUCUCCCCACGGCCUCCCUCUCCCCACGGCCUCCCCUCUCCCCACGGCCUCCCCUCUCCCCACGGCCUCCCCUCUCCCCACGGCCUCCCCUCUCCCCACGGCCUCCCCUCUCCCCACGGCCUCCCCUCUCCCCACUCCACGGCCUCCCCUCUCCCCACGGCCUCCCCUCUCCCCACGGCCUCCCCUCUCCCCACGGCCUCCCCCUCCCCACGGCCUCCCCUCUCCCCCACGGCCUCCCCUCUCCCCACGGCCUCCCCUCUCCCCACGGCCUCCCCUCUCCCCCACGGCCUCCCCUCUCCCCACGCCUCCCCUCUCCCCACGGCCUCCCCUCUCCCCACGGCCUCCCCUCUCCCCACGGCCUCCCCUCUCCCCACGGCCUCCCCUCUCCCCACGGCCUCCCCUCUCCCCACGGCCUCCCCUCUCCCCACGGCCUCCCCUCUCCCCACGGCCUCCCCUCUCCCCACGGCCUCCCCUCUCCCCACGGCCUCCCCUCUCCCCACGGCCUCCCCUUCUCCCCACGCGGCCUCCCCUCUCCCCACGGCCUCCCCUCUCCCCACGGCCUCCCCUCUCCCCACGGCCUCCCCUCUCCCCACGGCCUCCCCUCUCCCCCCGGCCUCCCCUCUCCCCACGGCCUCCCCUCUCCCCACGGCCUCCCCUCUCCCCACGGCCUCCCUCUCCCCACGGCCUCCCCUCUCCCCACGGCCUCCCCUCUCCCCACGGCCUCCCCUCUCCCCACGGCCUCCCCUCUCCCCACGGCCUCCCCUCUCUCCCACGGCCUCCCCUCUCCCCACGGCCUCCCCUCUCCCCACGGCCUCCCCUCUCCCCACGGCCUCCCCUCUCCCCACGGCCUCCCCUCUCCCCACGGCCUCCCCUCUCCCCACGGCCUCCCCUCUCCCCACGGCCUCCCCUCUCCCCACGGCCUCCCCUCUCCCCACGGCCUCCCCUCUCCCCACGGCCUCCCCUCUCCCCACGGCCUCCCCUCUCCCUCCCCCACGGCCUCCCCUCUCCCCACGGCCUCCCCUCUCCCCACGGCCUCCCCUCUCCCCACGGCCUCCCCUCUCCCCACGGCCCUCCCCUCUCCCCACGGCCUCCCCUCUCCCCACGGCCUCCCCUCUCCCCACGGCCUCCCCUCUCCCCACGGCCUCCCCUCUCCCCCACGGCCUCCCCUCUCCCCACGGCCUCCCCUCUCCCCACGGCCUCCCCUCUCCCCACGGCCUCCCCUCUCCCCACGGCCUCCCCUCUCCCCACGGCCUCCCCUCUCCCCACGGCCUCCCCUCUCCCCACGGCCUCCCCUCUCCCCACGGCCUCCCCUCUCCCCACGGCCUCCCCUCUCCCCACGGCCUCCCUCUCCCCCACGGCCUCCCUCUCCCCACGCCUCCCCUCUCCCCACGGCCUCCCUCUCCCCACGGCCUCCCCUCUCCCCACGGCCUCCCCUCUCCCACGGCCUCCCCUCUCCCCACGGCCUCCCCUCUCCCCACGGCCUCCCCUCUCCCCACGGCCUCCCCUCUCCCCACGGCCUCCCCUCUCCCCACGGCCUCCCCUCUCCCCACGGCCUCCCCCUCUCCCCCCCCCUCUCCCCACGGCCUCCCUCUCCCCACGGCCUCCCCUCUCCCCACGGCCUCCCCUCUCCCCACGGCCUCCCCUCUCCCCACGGCCUCCCCUCUCCCCACGGCCUCCCCUCUCCCCACGGCCUCCCCUCUCCCCACGGCCUCCCCUCUCCCCACGGCCUCCCCUCUCCCCACGGCCUCCCCUCUCCCCACGGCCUCCCCUCUCCCCACGGCCUCCCCUCUCCCCACGGCCUCCCCUCGGUCCUCCCCUCUCCCACGUCUCCCACGUCCCCCUCUCCCCACGGCCUCCCCUCUCCCCACGGCCUCCCCUCUCUCGAUUACAGCCUGCUCAGCCACAUGCGCCAAGUCAGCUGCAUCGGCAGCAGCCUUCGCCGCCCGCCGUAUAUGCGCACCAAUUGCAGCAGCCCACGGCACGCCGCCAGCUGGCAAAACCGCUUCGCGUUGUUCACAACCAUGCGCAGGUUCGUCAGCUGGUGCGGGGACAGUCGGGUGGCGUGCACUGACGUGGCAACGUGCGAUGGCAUGGCAGCGUGCAAUGACGUGGCAUGUGGUGACGUGGCGGCAGGAGAAUGAGCCGUCACAGAUGUUGCUUGCACCAUGUGGUGCAUGA
This is a messenger RNA of Closterium sp. Naga37s-1, 13023 nucleotides long. Lineage: Eukaryota; Viridiplantae; Streptophyta; Zygnematophyceae; Desmidiales; Closteriaceae. The record is from the annotation of a GenBank genome assembly.